This is a messenger RNA of Ascochyta rabiei, 648 nucleotides long. RefSeq lists its product as uncharacterized. NCBI's taxonomy places the organism in Eukaryota, Fungi, Ascomycota, Dothideomycetes, Pleosporales, Didymellaceae. The record is from RefSeq and is a predicted model, not a curated record. The transcript has a single exon. The coding region runs from base 1 to 648 and encodes 215 amino acids.
AUGAGCAAUUUAUAUUAUUAUGGCCAAUCUCAGCUGCAGAAUAUGCAUCAUCACCUCCAAGCAACUCAAAAUGAAGUUGGAAAUAAACGACGCCAACUCCUCGCGGCAGAGCAAGAGCUGCAGCGAGAACGGGAGGCAAAUGAGCUCCUCAACCAGCAAUGCGCGGAGCUGCAAGAAUGCCACUACAAGCUUCUGAAGGCACAUGAGAACGCCGAGGAACUUCAGAAAGAUCUCAGUCAAUCUGUGAAUGACUCAAAGAUAUUUGCCGAUGAGGUUGCUAGGCGAGCCGAAAGCCUCGUGAACGACCUUCGAGCCAAGCUGGCUGGGGGCAAUGUGGCGGAGUUGCAGAAUGGCCAAAGCAUUAGUGGAAUGAUCCUAGAGUCAGCCAAAAAUACACUUCUCCUACAGGCAAUUUCUAGUCAACAUUCGGAGGAGGACCCAAUUACGCCAUUGAGCCACGUCACGGACCAAAAUGUGGGUUUGCAGCAACGUAACAACGAGCUUUCCAGACAAGUUGAGACUCUAUCCAGGCAAGUAGAAGACGGGAAGAAUGAGGUUACGAACCUCAACAAGGCUCUCGAACUCACUGCUGAAGAUGGGCGGCGAAAGAAGCCACGGCGGGGAAAGAUGUCGGGGGGGAAGAAGUAA